AUGGAGUUGGAGAACCCUCCGACUGUUACGUCCGAGUUGAUCUCGCUUCCAGUCAUGAGCUGGAAGCGUUUCGCAAAGGACCUGUACGAUGGACGCAUCGAACAGCUAUGCAUUCUUUCGGACUGCGAAAGAAUGACAAGUGAAACAAAGGAGCUGGGCCAACUCUUCGCUGGAAGCCCCACUGAGAGUGAUGAUACUCUCAGUGGCAAGACGAAGCAGGAACGCUUCAACGAGCAGAGUUGCAAGAUUCUGCGAGAGCACAUGGUCGUGCUCUCGGACGGGACUCCCGCAGAAGAAGUAUCCCGACUCGACAGUGGCUACUGA
Molecule: messenger RNA, 324 nt
Organism: Phytophthora megakarya
Lineage: Eukaryota; Oomycota; Peronosporomycetes; Peronosporales; Peronosporaceae
Source: the annotation of a GenBank genome assembly